AUGAAGGACACAAAUGAAAAUAUGAAUAUGAAAGCUAGGGCGUUCCCUCCAAGCGACGCGCAGGGUGUGGACCUCCAUUUUGCGAAAAGUAUAAUAAAGGUCAAAGCAAAGAAGACAAGGUUAGCAAGUUCGAAUAUUGGUACAUUUAAAGGUAAGACGAGAGAAUUGGCAUCAAUGUUGAACAAGAAAAAAGUUGAUAUAUCCAUACAAGAGACGAAAUGGAAAGGUCAGAAGACUUUAAUGAUUGGAGAUGGGUAUAAAUUUUACUAUAAUGGAAUUGUUAACAAUAGGAACGAUGUCGGCAUCAUCCUCAGUCAAGAUCUAACCUUCUCAGUAUUAGAAGUCAACAGGAUCUCUGGUAGACUAACGAAGAUAAAACUCUGCAUUGGUCAAUCAAUACUACACAUCCUUUCAGUAGGUGCUCCUCAAACGGGUUGCAAGGAAGAAGAGAAAGAUGACCUUAGAGCUAUCCUUGAUGAAGCUGUAAUAGAAAGCCCUAAGGAUGAUCUAGUCAUAAGGUGGUGA
Molecule: messenger RNA, 525 nt
Organism: Gordionus sp. m RMFG-2023
Lineage: Eukaryota; Metazoa; Nematomorpha; Gordioida; Chordodea; Parachordodidae
Exons: 1
Coding region: 1-525 (174 amino acids)
Source: RefSeq, a predicted model, not a curated record